Molecule: messenger RNA, 1827 nt
Organism: Caenorhabditis remanei
Lineage: Eukaryota; Metazoa; Nematoda; Chromadorea; Rhabditida; Rhabditidae
Exons: 11
Coding region: 1-1827 (608 amino acids)
Molecular function (GO): DNA binding
Source: RefSeq, a predicted model, not a curated record
AUGACUAGUCCAAGAAAGACUCCGAAAACGUCUGAAACUUUCACCAAGAGAACCACUUCCCGCCGUCGCUCACCAUCCUCCUCUUCUGAGUUGUCUGAUUCUGCGCCAACACCAAAGCGAUCAAAAACGCAGGACGGUUUGAGAACUGAAAAGAGAUCCACUUCCGAUUACCGCCGGCCUUCUUCUUCCACUGAGUCUUCUGAUGAUGAAGAACAGAAAAACAAUACAUCGAAUAUAUCGAGAAAGCGAGUUAGAAAACCAGCGCCAAAAAUCGAGCUCACGGAGGAACAAAGAGAAUUCGCACAAAAAACGCUGCGAGAAUUUUACGAAAAAAAAGGACUCCCAUCUCCAGCGGAAAAGAAAGAGCUCGCAAAACAACUCCAUAUGACCAAAACAAAUAUAAGUAAUUUUUUCUAUCGAAAAAAGAUAUCAGAAGAAGUGCGAAAAUGUUCAAAUGUGUCCGAAGAAGCGAAAAAACAUUUUAGAAAGAUAUUGGCGGCAAACCAGCACCCCACAACGGAGGAGAAACGAAAACUGGCGGCAAAGUACAAUUUAAAUUUACCGAAAGUCUCACUCUGGUUCAAGAUCAACAGAGAUAAAUUGAAACCGAAACCGGAACGUACUCCAGAGGAAAUUGUUCGGUUGAGACAAAGGAAAACAGAGUUGGAAAGAGAAAGGCUGCGAAGAAAGAAACUUGAGUCGGACAAGCCGCCGCCGUUCGCAUUUACUGAAGAUCAGAAAAAAAUCAUGAAAACAAAAUACGAGGAGUUCAAGUACCCGACAAGAAAUCAAUGCGAGACCUGGGGAAAAGAAAUUGAGUUGACUGGAGUACAGGUGUACAGAUUCAUCAAAAAAGAGAGAACAUUAAACAGAAAAGAGAGCGAUAACAAGACUCGAGAAAUAGAAAAGAAACGACUAAAAAAAAAAUAUUCUCUCAAGCCAAAGGGACACCCACCUCUAUCGGAAGAAGCUGCUGCUCCCAUCAUCAAACAGUUUCUCGAGGAGAACCCGAACCACCGAGAGAUUGGAUAUGAUGGGUUGAUGAAUCAGAUAUACUGGCCCAAAUAUAAAAUAUUGAAUUUUAUUAAACCACUAAGACGGCAAAGUCACAAAAUGGGUAGGCUUUCUGCUGAAAACAAAGAAGAAUUGAAACGAGAAUUUGAAAAUAAUCAAUACAUUUCGUUAGUGAGAGCUGAACAGAUUGCUAGACCUAUGAACGUCACAGACCAAACAAUUGUUCUAUGGAUGUACAAAGAAAGGAUUAGUGUUCUAAAGAAGUAUCUAGAUGAGAAAAACGGUGUGGACAGUUUGCCUUCGAUCAUGAAAUUAUUGGAGCUCCAAUAUUUGGAGAACUCUGUGAUAGAGACGAUGGAAGCUGCAAACGAGUUGAAAGAAAAAACAGGACUGAGAAAAUGUGUGGUUUUGUCUUACUUCCGAAUAAGAAGAAGAUUGGAUCGCGAAAGAGGAAAAAGUGUGAUUGACGAAGAGGAUGUCCCAAUGCUGAGAAGUGGCAAAACACGUGGAGAGGGUAAAAAAUCUUCCGCCGAAAAACGAGCCCAGGAAAAGAAAUCGUCACUUCAAGACGUCGACCAGCCACAUCAGGAUAACGAAGUGGCAAUAAAACAAGAAAUCGAAUCAGACGACGAUUCCUCUGUUUCGGACGAGAUCUCAGAUUCGGACGAUUGGUCGGAUUCCGACGAUUGGUCAGAUUCCGACGAUUUCACCGACUCGGGCAUUAGACCAGUGAAGAAGGAAGAAGUGGAGGAUGACGGCUUUGCUGGUGCUGAAACAAUGAGAGAACCAGAGGAAGCGUCAAGGGUUGAGUAA